AUGGCCUUGGAGCUGACUCGUUCCGAGUCGAGUGAAUCUCUCCAUCCGGAACUAGACGAACAGAAUUCAUCGCAUGUUUACGUUAUCUAUCGGAAAAGGUGGAAACGACAUUAUGAAAUCAAGUCUACCGCAAACCAGCUCUUAUACUUCGGAGAGGUGUCCAAUUUCAUACACGCUAAGCCUGAUCUCACCUUACACCGAGGAGCCAGCGCCAACGCACCUGUGGUGGCAGCUAGCAGACUUGGCAGACUCUCCGGUCACUUCAAGUUGGCCUUGGGAGACCCUGAUGAUGUGAACAAUGUACAAUGGGAGGAUAUGACGAGGGUAUCAUGGAUUCACCAAAGUUAUCGCUUUGAAGUGAACGUGCCACAUCGUUAUGAGGGUGCCCACGAGCAUCAUCGACGCACUUUUCUCUGGAAGCGAACACGCUCGGUGGGAGUCGGUGACGCAAAGCCAUCAUGGAGCUCUCGGAAUUUCAAGCUGGUCGAUGAGAAAAGCGGUGAUCUGGUUGCAGUAUUCACCAACAAGCGGUCUAUUGGCCAAUGUGGGAGAUUGCAGAUCAAGGAGGAGCACGGGGAGUGGUUUGAUACAAUGAUCUUGCUUUCCUAUAUAAGCAUAUAUGAGAAGUUCGAGCGUGGUAACCGGCAAGCUGCUGCCGCAGCCGGAGGGGCAUAA
Messenger RNA from Penicillium verhagenii, 675 nucleotides. RefSeq lists its product as uncharacterized. The transcript has a single exon. The coding region runs from base 1 to 675 and encodes 224 amino acids. The record is from RefSeq and is a predicted model, not a curated record. Lineage: Eukaryota; Fungi; Ascomycota; Eurotiomycetes; Eurotiales; Aspergillaceae.